Pyrus x bretschneideri (Chinese white pear) is the source of this 1237-nucleotide messenger RNA. RefSeq names its product cyclin-C1-2-like. The record is from RefSeq and is a predicted model, not a curated record. Gene Ontology annotation, molecular function: cyclin-dependent protein serine/threonine kinase regulator activity. Gene Ontology annotation, cellular component: mediator complex; nucleus. The transcript is spliced from 9 exons. The coding region runs from base 348 to 1109 and encodes 253 amino acids. Gene Ontology annotation, biological process: positive regulation of transcription by RNA polymerase II. NCBI's taxonomy places the organism in Eukaryota, Viridiplantae, Streptophyta, Magnoliopsida, Rosales, Rosaceae.
CAGCAAAAAAAAAAUCCCAUUACAAUCUCGCACAAUAAUUCCAGCUUCAUUUUUACAGCUUUAAAACGAGUGGAUGAGAGGGGUUUUGGUCGGCUCAUGUGCAGGGCGCUAUGCUCAGGGUGAAACUCUGUCGGUAGAUUAUCAUUUGUAUUUUUUUCCUAGUUGGGUUGGACCGCUUUGGUUGAAUUGGAUUCAAAUAGAUGGGUUGCAAGGCCCAUGGUCAACGAAAUGGGCUCAAUCCAAAGUCCAAUUUCUACUUUCCCGGAAAUCAGAAUCUGAAGUUCGCAACGGCGGAAUAAUUGACAGUUGGGGGAACUCAGACUUGGAAAUCUCCCAGAAAGGAAAACAUGGCGGCCAAUUUCUGGACUUCGUCCCACUACAAACAGCUUUUGGAGCAGGAAGAUGUUGAUGUGGUGUCCCCGCUUGAUAAAGAGAAGGGCAUCACUCUUGAAGAUUUCAAGCUUAUAAAGAUGCAUAUGGCUAACUAUAUAUCAAGAUUGGCACAACUUGUAAAAGUGAGACAAAGGGUUGUAGCUACCGCAGUUACAUAUAUGAGACGUGCGUACACCAAGAAGAGUAUGUCUGAGUAUGAUCCACGUCUUGUAGCUCCAACCUGCCUGUACCUGGCAUCUAAAGCGGAAGAAAGCACAAGGCAAGCUAAACUUCUAGUAUUUUAUAUAAAAAAGAUGUAUUUGGAUGAUAAGUAUAGAUAUGAGGUCAAAGACAUACUUGAAAUGGAAAUGAAGAUUUUAGAAGCGCUCAACUAUUAUCUGGUUGUAUACCAUCCUUAUCGUUCAUUGUCUCAGUUGCUUCAAGAUGCAGGCUUAAACGAUAUAAGUAUGACUCAGUUAACUUGGGGAGUUGUAAAUGACACUUACAAGAUGGACCUUGCGCUUGUACAUCCUCCACACCUGAUUGCUUUAGCUUGCAUAUACAUUGCUAGCGUACUUAGAGAUAAAGAUACCACAGCAUGGUUUGAAGAGCUCCGUGUUGACAUGAAUGUGGUGAAAAACAUAUCAAUGGAGUUAUUAGAUUUCUACGAAAACCACCGCAUGAUCCCAGAGGAAAGGUUUAAUGCUGCACUCAACAAGCUAGCCUACAAACCAUAGAUGGCCGGACAAGCGUUCCCGCUAGCACAGCCAGUCAAUGUACGAAGAACUCUAUCAAUGUAUCUUUCACGGUAACCUUCUGGGAGAACAAUAGUGUCACAUAAAUCAGAAAGCUUCCUUUCGAUGAA